AUGUCGCUGGAUCGGUUUGACAGGAGAAUCUACAUGCAAGGGUUCAUCUCACUGCCACAAAGUCCAGGCUCGGUCAUGUUCUUGGUAGAGGGGGCCCAGGGUACGGUGUUGUACACAGGAGACUUCCGACUGGCGAAGGGAGACGCCUCCCGCAUAGAACUCCUCCACUCUGGGAGCAGGGUGAAAGACAUCAAGAGUGUGUAUCUGGACUCCACCUUUUACGACCCUCGCUUCUACCAGAUCCCCAGCAGGAUUCAUGUGAAAAGCCUGGACAUGUUUAAGAAGAUGCCAGAGAUUCUGAGUCAUGUGACCACGGAUCGAGCCACUCAGAUCCAUGCCUGCCGUCACCCCAAGGAUGAGGCCUAA
Messenger RNA from Oncorhynchus keta (chum salmon), 366 nucleotides. RefSeq names its product protein artemis-like. NCBI's taxonomy places the organism in Eukaryota, Metazoa, Chordata, Actinopteri, Salmoniformes, Salmonidae. The record is from RefSeq and is a predicted model, not a curated record. Gene Ontology annotation, biological process: protection from non-homologous end joining at telomere; double-strand break repair via nonhomologous end joining; interstrand cross-link repair. Gene Ontology annotation, molecular function: 5'-3' DNA exonuclease activity; damaged DNA binding. The coding region runs from base 1 to 366 and encodes 121 amino acids. The transcript is spliced from 6 exons.